CUCAUUUCUACUAGUAUGCUUUCUGUCACUGUCAAGUUUUGUGAACAGUUGUGCGUAGUUAAUUAGUAUUUCUGUGUAAACGAGUUACUGUCAUUUCCAACAUUGUAAACCGUUAACGUUCUUCACAAAGCGAUAUAAAUUUGCAAUGGAAGAUGGAAAUGAUACAAUAUUUGAAGCUGAUUCGGAUAUGUUUGCCCCUUUGGACCUCUUUCUCCGAAUGGUGGAAGAAAACAACACCGUUGCAGUUGACAGACUUCUUUCUGACUGGGCAUUUCGAUCAAACCUGGAUAUCAACACAUGUCUCAUAGCAUGUCUGCAAAGAAGUUGUGAUUCAGUGAUUGUCGACAAGAUUUUAAAACAUCUUCCAAACAUGCGCUAUUCCGAUGAGAAUGGUAUGCGUGCAUUACACCACGCCGCUAUUCACGGACCUGUUCAGAAUGUACGAUGCAUUGUUGAAGCUGGGGUACUUGUUAACUGCUCUGAUUUAAAAGGCUAUCGGCCAUUACACUAUGCAUGCGAACACGGCCAGACAGACAUUGUCCGAUACCUGAUUGAAGAAGGUGCCCAUGUGAACUCUUCACGGACGCACCUGUCGGGUGAAUCUGCCCUCCACAUUGCGUGUCGGUGUGGUCACGUCGACACAGUGAUAGCCUUGCUUGACAGCCGCGCGGACAUCAACCUGUUGAUUCUGACAGAACAUGGAGGCCAUACACCGCUGCACAAAGCAGUCAUGGGAGACAGCAGUGAAGUUGCUCGGGUUCUGUGUCAGAGGGGAGCAUCACCAUACCUCACCGAUUCUUUAGGUAAGACUGCCCUGCAUCUUGCUGCUGAGAUGGGUAACAUUGAGAUUACACGCAUCUUGAUUCAGUUUGGUGAUGCUGCUCUUGUGAACUCCACUGACGAGUUGGGCAAAACCGCAUUGUCUUACGCAGCCCAUGAAGGCUUUCUUGAAGUGACCACCGACCUGAUUCAGGCGGGAGCCGACGUCUCUCUUUACGACAUGAACGGCUAUGCUCCAAUUCACCUGGCUAUCGCUGGGAGAAAGCUGGACGUUGUCGAACUGAUCCUCGGGUCAGGGUGUGAUGUCAACAUGCAGACGCACAAGUCUCUGGAGUCUCCGUUAAUGAUGGCUCUGAGUGUACGAGAGAUCGACAUCAUCCAGAUGUUGUUGCGCCACGGUGCCGACGUCAAUCUACCGGACUUCAAACAGUAUACACCACUUCAUCGCUCACAAGUGCUGGGAAAAAAUGAGCAAUUGAAGGAGCGGAUAACGGAGAUCCUGCUACAGGCGGGGUCGCGCGUGAAUGCCCGGGACCACCAGGGAGCGAUUCCAUUGAACAGAAACAUCUUCACCAGUGUCCUCAUCAACCGGCCCUGUAACACGGGCUGUCUCAAGCUGCUGGUUGAGGCAGGCUCUCUACUCCAACCGGAUGCAGAAUACAAUAGGAAUUCCCCGCUCUACUGGCUGUGUUCAAGUGGCUGUCUAACCGAGGCCCACUAUCUAGUGCAGGCCGGCUGGGACUUGCGGUGUGAACCCUGGAUAAUGAUGGAGGGCAAAACACCACAGCAGAAUCGCUUACACAAGUGGUUUCUUGCUCUGUCGCGCUCAGUACGCCCCUUACAGCAUUACUGUAGGAACAAAAUUAGGACCAGACUCCAAGAGCUCAGCGAGGACCGGGAAAUCAUUUCAUCCAUUCAGUUGUUACCAGUGCCAGAGAAAGUCAAACAGUAUCUGUGUCUGAGAGACUGUUAUUUUACAGACGAUUUUGAUGCCAGCAGUCAAGUUCAAAGAAGUUAAUUUUGUAGUUACCUGUGAGCAGGACAUAGCCUUGGUACGAUAAUGCAGUGAUGACUUGUUGGACAGUGUAUUUUUAUUUUUGUUUAAUGACACCACUUGAGCAUGUGGAUGGAUUAAUUAUCAGUUAUUGGAUGGUCAAAUAUGUGAUAAUUCUAGCACGUAACUUUCUGAAGAAACCUGCUAUAUUUUUCCAUUAUGGCAUUAGCAGCAAGGAAAAUUUUAUGUUAAUUUUUCCACACAGGACAGCAUAUACCACACACUUGCCUGAGGGGUGGUGGGUCAUAUAGGGUCAAUCACUUUCCAGGUGCGAAGUUGGCAUUGAUUCAGUCUUCACCUGCAUGCAAGUAAGUUUUUAACAAAAGAAAAUAAAGUAGAUAUGUAAACAAAAACCACAAAAAACCCAAUAACAACCAAAAACCACAUAAAGUGUGUGAUAAAUUAAUAUAUAUAUAAAAAAAAUCAAAAUCCACAAAAUGCAUUCUGUAUAUAAAUUUACACAUUUUGUGUAUUUGCAGUUUUCCCACUUAUUACUUACCCAUAAUUUUUAAGCCAUCCAUACCUUAUGGAUGGUAGGCCUAUGUCAAAGACUGAGGUAUAUGCUGUUCUAUUUAUAGAAUACAUUUCCUGUGGACCAAGUGCCGAAAUAACCUUAAGCUUGAAGUUUUAAAUGUGCGUAGGUGUGUUAAACAAACAUUCCUUUUGUUUGUUUGUGGGAUGGUGCAUGUAAAAGAUCCCUUGCUGCUAGUGGAAAAAUGUAGCAUGUUUCCUCUCUAAGACUAUAUUUACAAAUUACCAGAUGUUUGACAUCCAAUAGUCGAUCAUUAAUAAACCAAUGUGCUCAUUAAACAAAACAAACUUUAAAUUGUAACUUUGUUUCUUUCUUUGUUUCUUUAAUUCUUUCUUUUUUGGUGUGAAAGGAAACAUGGUCGAAGUCAGUGCAGUAUUAUUGUAUCAUGGCAUAGAUCAGUAAGGCUCACUGGAUCAAUCCAUAGGACAAAACCUGCUGAUGUUUUUCCUAUUCCAACCAAUGUAUCCCCCCACCACUAGUAGUCUGGUAUAUGCUGAUGAGUGGGGGAAGGUGCAUGUAAAAUAUCAUUUGAGGUGCACUAGUCAAUAGUACAUGUUACAUAGGGGUCACAUGAUUGAACCACUUUGGCGGACCUAUAUAUUUUUCUUGUUCCAACCAGUACCAUGACUGGUAUAUCCGAUGCUGUGGUAUAUGCUAUCCUGUCUGUGGGGAAGUGUAUUUAAAGAUACCUUGCUGCUAAUGGGAAAAGGUAGCAGGUUUCCUCAAAAUUACCGAAUGUGAUGAUUAAUUAACAAAAUAAUAUUUGUAUAUGGUAGCAGCAAGUUUCUUCUGUAAUUAUCUGUACCAAGUUUCACAAGUUAUGUUAGACGUCGAGCACUGGCAGCUGCUGAUAACAUGGUGUGGUGCAAUGUUGUUAAACUAAGGUUGAUGACAGUCACUUUUCACACCCUUGUUGUGGCUUCGUACACAAUGAAUAUAGCAUAUCUCACCAUUAUUUCACAGGGUUGAAAAUCAGUGCUCUACAAAGCAAGUUCAAAUUUACACUUCCCUGGCCAGUAAAGUAUAAUAUUUACUUAUAUUUAGUAGCCAGCUAAUAUAUACUUGUAAUUAAAUCGAUUUAUCUGCCAUUUUACGGCACAUUACUAAUGUCGUAAUUGUUAUUAGGAAUGAAUGAAUGAAUGUUUAAUGACAUCUCAGCACAAAAAUACACAUCGGCUAUUGGGUGUCACAAUGUUAUUAGGAAUGCAUUCGAAUGAACUCAUGAAGAGAUGAUUUCUAGUUGUUAAAUAAUAAUUACAAGUUACUGUUUGUGUCCAGUUCCACUAUUAACUAUCAUUAUCAAAUUCCGUACCCAAUAAUUGUAUUAAACGAAUUUAAGCGAAUUACUAUUUUAAUAUACAAUAUACACAUAUACAAGCCGACAUUUAAAAUAAUUAACGUUUGAGGUUCAAACAGACAAGUAAAGACAUACAGUGGCUCAACAAUAUCAUUUUAAUACAUAAAUAAAACCUGGCUCUAAAUGGGACAGGACCGACUUUGUCCAAAGCUGAACUGGGGCCAAAUUAUUUCCAAACGCUUGAUAUUCAAGUUAAGGGAGAUAACAUCAUAACGAAGUAUUACCUCCCCCUUAACGUCACCGUGUUUACUCUUGAAUACUGGAAAAUCGUUAUUCAUAGUCAGAUUAACCUGUCUCAAACAAACUACCAAUAGAAAACACGUUUUAUGGAAGAUAAAUUGCUGCUGAUCCACAGUGUUUUCUGAUGUCCAGUUUUGUUUAUAGAUUAAAGUAAGAUUAUUGGACAGUCGCCAAAUGUGAUUUUAUUUUUUAGACGCCAGGGAAUGUUUUUAGUCGUCAUGGCGAGUAUUUUACUCGCUUUGCAGAGCACUGAAAAUUAACAUAAAAACAAUGGUCGCCAGCAGGGCCAGUUGAAAACAAAUCUUACUGGCCCUUCUCAAAUUCAACUAGCCCUCCAUUGUAAUUUAAAUGCACAGCCAAGAUCAAGACUAAAAUAUUCUUUGUUGAAUAAUAAUCAUGUGCUCACCGUAUAUAGUCUGUUUCCUUCAAAAGGAAACCGAUGAACUGGCGUAUAACUUCAUAAUGCAGUUAAAAUUUAUAUAAAAACAUGUUAUCAAGUUUUAAACCCAUACCAACUCAAAUAAAAAAAAUUGAAAAAAAGAGAAAGAAAUCCAGUAUAAAUAAAAACAAUUCUUUACAAAUUACCAUUAAAUUAUGAUGAUUAAAUCUCAUUUUUAAUACAGGGGUGAAAACAAAAUACUAGAACAGCCGAGGUAUACAGCUUGACUAGCAUUGUCUCUGAAGUAAAAACAAAUAAUGCAAUACAAAGAGAAAGGUAGAACUGCGCGUGCUUUAGUACUAUAUAAACCUAGUCUCUGGGUGGCAGUUCUCUUUGUGGCGAUGCAAGAAGGGGUACAAUCUCCCGUAUCAGAUUUCCUGGGGAAUGGACGAAGCACGCACACGUGUGCAUUUAAUUUGGAUAUUGUAAAUGCUACAUUAGUAGGCUACUAAUAAAAUAAAUAUUAAAAGAAAAAUAAAUAUGUAAAAAACCCAAACAUUUUAUCAAAAUAUACUGUACUUAGUUAUUAUAUUACAUAGCAUAAUGGUGUGCAUAUUGUUUAUUACAGUAAUAUUUGGACUGUUAUGUCAUUAUGCAAGUCUUGGUCUCAAUAUUUAUUUAAUACAAAUCGCUUAAAUUUAAAACAAUAUCGACAACGACAAUCAGUUAACGGACCUUUGGAAUAAACCCUGGGCUGUAGUAAUGGAACAGGUAAUUGUUAUUUGUAUAUAUGCUUACGUUAGUGUGAGUUAAAACUACAAGAUAGAUUUUGAUUUUGUCCCAGAAUAAUUCAAGCUAAUUAAAUAUGAUUCCUUUUUACCAUUUAACAUUGAAUAACAAUAACUAUUGAAUAGUAGCUCUACUAGAUAAUUAUGGUGUAUCCAGUCCAUUCUAAUAAGCCGACGACUCAUGCAAUACAUGCAAUGUCUUCAAUACGUUUUGAGCUCUAUUUUUAGAAGACCCGGCCCAAAGCCACAGAAGCUGAAUCUGGCACUGUUAAAAUAUAGAGCAUGUUCUAUGUCUUCUGCUGCUGUAGUUGGCGCCAACACAGACGCGAUGUGUUUUGUCACAUUCGAUUCAGUUUCAGUGUCUUUGUUUUUUAACUGGUACCAUACUCGCCAGACCCUAAUAUCGAUGGUUGCCUGAUGGACUACCUGGGUAAAAUUCUUAGUCGCCCAUAGCCAAUAAAGGUUGCCACGGGCGACCGGGCGACUGCUAAUUUUCAACCCUGUAUUUCAUAAAUAGUACUUUUUUAAGUAACAGAUUUUCUUCAAACACAUUCAGUCCUUGCCUUUUGAAAAACAAAGGCAAGUGAAAAAUCGCACACCUCAAAAUGCUUAGGCGAGUGAAAAAUCGCACUCAUGAAAAGGCUAAGGCGUGUGAAAACCAAGUGUUAUUAAUUUAUGAAGUAAUUGGUCAUCUAAAUGCAGACAUGUUGCAAAAAUGAACCAAUAUACCAAUAAUGUUUUCUUCUAAUUUUUUGUUGUUUGGUUCAUUAGUGUAGUCUGACUUC
This is a messenger RNA of Gigantopelta aegis, 5915 nucleotides long. Its product is annotated as ankyrin-1-like. The transcript has 5 exons. Gene Ontology annotation, biological process: intracellular signal transduction. Bases 146 to 1798 code for a protein of 550 amino acids. The record is from RefSeq and is a predicted model, not a curated record. NCBI's taxonomy places the organism in Eukaryota, Metazoa, Mollusca, Gastropoda, Neomphalida, Peltospiridae. Gene Ontology annotation, molecular function: protein binding.